Molecule: messenger RNA, 3544 nt
Organism: Lonchura striata (white-rumped munia)
Lineage: Eukaryota; Metazoa; Chordata; Aves; Passeriformes; Estrildidae
Source: RefSeq, a predicted model, not a curated record
GCGCAGAGCACAGCUUGAGACACGUCAGCAGGAAACGGAACUGUAUAAAAGAUGAACUGAAACCUGCUGGGGUUGCGGCAGCGGUGCCCAGCGCUGUUUUUUGCUUUUGCCUUGCUUGCUGUAAUUAAUAAAAUUCCUUGAUUCGAUCAUAUUUAUCCAAAUGUGUGGUCAAAUUUAUCACAAUUUGGUGCCGUGACUCGGAUGGGAUUGGUACAAUAGGGCACGAUUACCGAGGAGGCGCCCCAGCACUGGUGGCCUUGGUGAUCGGUCCCUGCCUCGCUCCCACCGACGAACCUAAAUUCAAGGCAUUAAAGCAAAGGGGACCGGUCGACCCUAUAAAUUUUGUGCACAAAGGUCCAGACGAAGACGCAGGAAGCAAACCGCAGUAAGAACAGCCGAGAAAGGAUGGACCCAUGCCAGCAGAGUUAAAGGACCAGUGGAGAAACCAGUACCCAAGUGGCAAGUGACCAGUUCUCCUGGAGAUUUAAAACUGAAAAUCCAACGAAAGGACUAUUGAUGAGUAAAUACCGAAUUGAGUACUUACCCAGCCCAUAUUACACAGAAGAAGGACUGAUUUGUAAUAGUGAUGUUAGGGUAAUAGUGAUGUUAGGGUAAGGUGUGGGAACCUUGACUGUAAUUGCUGCCCUUUUGUUUGCUAUAUAUGUAAAGUAUGAUGGGAAAAGUGGUGGAUUCAUUGUAGGCGGGGAAUUCCACCCAGAGGAAUUUGCAGUCCUUGCUGGAAGCUCCAGCGUGAGAUUACUGAUUGGAUUCUAAAGUGUAAAGUCUAAAGGGAAAUUAGGGGUGGAAUCAGAGGAACGGUGGGAAAUAUUUACUAAAGGAAUUGAACCAAAUUAUUAUUGUUAUCAUUUGAACCAGCCCGUCCCUUUUGUAGCCGAAAUUACUGAAAGCAUUUGCUGCAGACACCUGAAGGAAGUCCAGUGUAAAGUUCCAGGAAUUAAGGAAAAUAACUGGCACUCCUAUAUCAACAGGCAAAGGAAGCAAUAUGCUCUAUCCCAAAUACCUCCCGAAGAAUACCCCUGCUGCUGAGAAGAUGGUACCCCUCGUGGCUCGAAGCAACCGAGUCGACGAGCGAGGCAGAGGAGUAAAAGAUGGUGGAGGAAAGAAACCCCGAAUUGGGAUAUCAGAGCAGUGCUCUUGGAAUGGCCUCAGGAGUGGGACUAAAAAGCCUUGGUGUGAUCUGCGACACCCAAAUUAUUUGAACAAGGGAAAGGCACUAAUAAAUCAGAAUUACCGAACAGCCUACGCCUCCAAUAAUCACCACCACUUAGCCCAAUAUAUUUUCUUUUUUCUGAGUGUGUUGUGUGCAAAGGAGGUUGAUAGUGUCGAAGGUGUAGGGGAAAUACAGUAUACGCACGAACCCUUUAAAUGGACUUUAAUUCGAUGGGAAGAUCAGAAAACACUUCAGACUAUAAUUACACCUGAAGCCCCUUCCUUUACAUGCUCUCUAAGGGACAUUGUACAUGUUGAAUUAACAUUUGAUCCUGGAUUCUACUUCUGCCCUAGUUCAAACCCAGGGAAAGCCUAUUGUAACUAUCCUGGACAUUAUUAUUGUGGCUAUUGGGGUUGCGAAACCAUUGCUUCAGACUGGCAGGUUGAAAAACCAGAUAAAUACCUGAGGGUGGGAUGGGGUCCCUAUGGAUGCAACCCUCCGAUACGUGAUUUUGCGGGGGGAAUUAGUCAAAAAGGAAACUGUCACUGGAUUUACAUUAAUGUUACACAACCUGCAGAACCAGGAUGGUUCCUAGGAAAAACCUGGGGGGUAAGGAUAUGGGAACCCGGACCUCGGGUAGAUAGUGGUGGACAUAUCCUUAUCAGGAAAGAACGAGUACCCCCUGAUCCAGAACUGGUGGGACCCAACCCAGAAGUAGGAGAACCAAAUGAGGAACUGAGAAAUCAAUGGAAUGUUACUAAUGAGAUUGACAAUACUACAAUUACUCCGCAGGGAAAAGAAAAACCAAACUAUACUCAAAACGGGGUUAGAAUAUAGUGUUCUAUGGAAAGAUAUGCAAGCUAGUUACGGGAUCUUAAACAAGACAAACCCAGAAUUAACUAAGGAAUGCUGGUUAUGCUAUAAUAUUAGACCUCCAUUCUAUUAAGGCAUUGAGGUAGCAGCGAAAGCCAGAAGAAUUAAUGGAACUAACCGGGCACAAUGCCUCUGGAAACAGAAAAAGGAAGUGCUCCAGGGAUUAACUCUCUCUCAAGUACCAGGAAAAGGGAGAUGCGUGGGAAAUAUACCAAAGCAUAAGGAACAUCUUUGUGGGACAAUCAUGUCAGUAAUAAGAACGGGAAAACCACCGGCUGACUGGUUAUUACCAGCCGCCAACACCAGGUGGGUAUGUAAAAGUAUAGGGAUCACCCCAUGCCUUUCACUAAAACUGUUUAACCACACCCAUGAAUAUUGUAUUCAAGUAUCUAUUAUACCCCAAAUUACUUACCAUCCAAAUGAAUACAUUUGCAAACAACACACAACAUCAGAACACUACUUGGAAAAAAGAGAGCCUCUUACCACCCUAACCAUAGCAACUCUCCUUACAGUAGGGAGAAUAGGAGCAGGAACAGGAGUAGCUUCCUUAGUUAACCAACAGAAAGAAUUUAAGGCAUUAAGGAUUUCGGUAAAUGAAGAUCUCAGCAGAAUAGAACAAGCCAUUGAUGGUUUCGUGAAAUCGGUAAGAUCUCUUUCAGAAGUAGUCUUGCAAAAACGAAGAGGAUUAGACUUAUUGUUUUUACAACAAGGUGGGUUAUGUGUAGCUCUUAAAGAGGAAUGUUGUGCUUAUUGCUUAUGCAGACCACACCAGGGUAGUGGUAGAUAAAAUGGCAGAAUUGAGAAAACUACUAGAACAAAGAAAAAGGGAAAGGUAGGCACAACAAAGUUGGUAUGAGACUUGGUUCAAUCACUCCCCUUGGUUAACUACCUUACUGUCUACCGUGGCUGGACCAUUAAUUUUACUAACUCUUGGCUUGACGUUUGGGCCUUGUAUAUUUAAUAAAUUGGUGGCAAUAGUAAAGGGACACUUAGAAGCUGCACACCUUAUGCUUACUGGAGCCAAAUAUGAACAAAUACCAGAAGAUGAAACUGUAGAGGCAUUGGAAUUGGCCAGACAGGAGUUGCGAAGAUUUAAUGAACGAAAAUGAACAAGAGAAAAAGGGGGGAUGGUGAUAGAUUGAGGUAUGUUUUGUUCAUUAAAGGGUUAAAAACAGAAAACUAAGGCUCUAAGAUCAAGAUGAAACUCAUAUGCAAACAUGCUCUUGCUGAAUGUCUAAUUGCUCAACAAGCCUUAAGUUCCAAGAACUCAAGCAUGAGGAAGACCACCCAGCCUUUAUCACACGACCACCGGGAGAAGAAAGGCACAGGCGCAGAGCACAGCUUGAGACACAUCAGCAGGAAAUGGAACUGUAUAAAAGAUGAACUGAAACCUGCUGGGGUUGCGGCAGUUGGUGGAGCGGGGACUCCCCUGUCGCCCAGCACUGUUUUUUGCUUUUGCCUUGCUUGCUGUAAUUAAUAAAAUUCCUUGAUUCAAUCAUA